Messenger RNA from Exophiala mesophila, 1918 nucleotides. RefSeq lists its product as hypothetical. Gene Ontology annotation, cellular component: cytosol. Lineage: Eukaryota; Fungi; Ascomycota; Eurotiomycetes; Chaetothyriales; Herpotrichiellaceae. Bases 606 to 1646 code for a protein of 346 amino acids. Gene Ontology annotation, molecular function: pyridoxal phosphate binding; transaminase activity. The transcript is spliced from 5 exons. The record is from RefSeq and is a predicted model, not a curated record.
GACGACGACGACGACGACGACGACAACGACAACGACAACGACGACAAAAACAGCAAAUAUGAUCCAACCCAUCUCGUCAGUAGAUGGAGUUGUCGAAGAAGACGUCGUAGCAGAAGGAAAUACCUCGGUACAACAAAAACUCAACGGCGUGGACGACACACACCCUAUUGCAGUCAGCGCUCUUAUCCAUCGCAGUCUACACAGCCCGCCACCACAGGUGGUUAGCGCCAAAGGUCAAAUCUUGACAUUUUCAGAUGGACGACAGAUCUGGGACACAACAUGUGGUGCGGCGGUAGCGUGUUUGGGCUAUGGAAAUCAGAGAGUGCAGCAGGCUAUCAUUGACCAAACGGCCAAGUUCUCCUACGUCAACUCCAUGUUCUUCGGGACAGAUGUUGCUGAGCAAUUGGCAAACGAGGUGAUUAGGGGAACAGGUGGGAAAAUGUCAAAGGCAUAUUUCUUGUCUUCUGGUGAGUUUUUAAGAUCCAAUACCCAGAGUGGGAGAGAGAGAGGGGGGGGAAAUCCAUAAAAUUUGAAUGAGCAGUCUUAUAGUCUCUUUGGAUUUGGACGUACGUUUCGACUGACAAGCGAAUUCAGGCUCGGAAGCAAUGGACGCAGCCAUGAAGCUAGCACGACAAUAUUACCUCGAAGUGACACCAGCGCAGCCAUCACGCAUCAAUUUCAUCGCUCGACAGGGUUCCUACCAUGGAAACACAUGGGGUUCUCUCGCCAUGAGCGGACAUGUGGCGCGCAGGAAGCUGUUUGAACCCAUGCUCAUGACCAACAUUGGUCGUGUCUCGGCUUGCUAUGCUUAUCGAGGCAUGAAACCCGGUCAGACCGAGGCUGAAUAUGUCCAGACUCUGGCCGACGAACUUGAUGCCGAGUUUCAGAGAUUGGGUCCAGAGACUGUUAUUGGGUUCGUGGCUGAACCUGUAGUCGGUGCGACUCUAGGAGCCGUCCCCGCUGUCCCAGGGUAUUUCCAGGCUAUGAAGAAAGUAUGCGACAAGUAUGGAGCGUUGCUUAUUCUAGAUGAGGUCAUGUCCGGCAUGGGACGAUGUGGAUCACUACACGAAUGGCAAUCCGAAGGGGUUGUUCCCGACAUUCAAACAAUGGCCAAAGGUCUAGGAGCUGGAUAUGCACCGAUCGCGGCAGUUUUGGCGAAUGAACGUGUUGUCGAUGCUUUGUACAAGGGAACAGGGGCAUAUUCUCACGGCCACACCUAUCAGGCAUAUCCGGCUUCAUGUGCGGCAGCGCUUGAGGUACAGAAGAUCAUCAGGGAAGAGAACUUGAUUGAGAAGGUCAAGUCACUGGGUGAUUAUCUGGGUGAGACAUUGCAUGAGCUGCUCGACCCACAUCCUCAUGUCGGUGAUGUUCGUGGAAAAGGUCUCAUGUGGGGAAUUGAAUUCGUCCAAUCCAAGCAUGACAAGUCAGCCCUCCCACGAAGUCAGAAUGUGGCUCUACGGCUCCAUGAAUUUGCUUUGCAGCCCAAGUACAGCAUCUCGUUGUAUCCCGGCAGUGGCAGCGUAGAUGGUGUGUUAGGCGACCAUGUACUGUUGGCUCCGGCUUUCACAGCGACCAGGGAGGAGAUCUUGAAAAUUGCCCAGUUGACCAGAGAUGCUAUUUUUGAUUUCUUUGAAUCCGAGUCAUAAGGAACAGGCUUGAUCAUGGGUUUUACUGUGACUAUGAACCCAGGGCGUUGUACACUUCGCACAGGUGUGAAGAUGGUCAACAAGUCCACAGCAUGACAAUACUACUCCAAGUCUGUUGCAGGUAAUUGGCACAGACUAUUUAACUGGCUUGCAUUUAAUACUUGAUCGGGUCUUUGGUAUCUAUGAAACACAAAUCACAAUUGGGGAGGUAAAAGUGCAUGAUAAGAGGUGAAUGACGGCGAGCAUGUCUCCGUUAGCAGCUCCAUGACGAG